Molecule: messenger RNA, 1017 nt
Organism: Patiria miniata (bat star)
Lineage: Eukaryota; Metazoa; Echinodermata; Asteroidea; Valvatida; Asterinidae
Product: adenosine receptor A2b-like
Exons: 1
Coding region: 1-1017 (338 amino acids)
Biological process (GO): G protein-coupled receptor signaling pathway
Cellular component (GO): membrane
Molecular function (GO): G protein-coupled receptor activity
Source: RefSeq, a predicted model, not a curated record
AUGUCAUCCCGCAAUUGCUCGUUACCAAACCUGUACGACAUAGUUGACGAGAAUGGCCAGCCAGAUACUGUGGCUCAGCAGACAAUCCUUGCCGUCACCUUCACCAUGGGCAUCCUGUCCGUUCUCGGCAACUCUCUCGUUAUCGCCACCUGCCUCUUCAACAGCUUCAAGCGCAGGAUUCGCCGACGGAUAAACAUCUUCGUCUGCAACCUGUCCCUGGCCGACCUGUGCAUCGGCGUGUGUUUCCCCAUCACGCUCCGCCUUGGCUCGUCACGCGUGGACGUGGUCAGCAGCGUCUUCCUGCUCGUGUCGACCGUGUGCGUGACGUCCGUGGCCCUGGAGCGUUUCGUGGCGGUGGUCUUGUCUCCGUUCCGUUACAAAGAGAUGUUUACGUACAGACGCUGCAUCGUGAUAAGUCUUUUCUGCUGGAUCAUCCCCGUGGUAGUCACCAUCCCUCUGUCGUUAAACCUCGAGAUAUUCUACCGUGUCUUUUUCGUCGUUGCCCCGUGUGUUGUCCUGUUUGAACUUUGCCUCACAGGGGCUCUUUACUCAGCUAUUUACUACACCGUCCGUAAACAGCGACGACAGAUUACGGUUAACCUUCCCUUAGCACCUGAACUUCAUCAGACCCGUCGUCUGUCAACCCUCUUUGCCCUUAUUGUUGGCCUGUUUCCGCUGUGUUGGCUUCCUAUGGUAGUCAUCGUUAUGGUACAAUCCCUAAGUUUCGGCAAGAAGAACGUUUGUUUCGUUGCUAAUGUGCCGUUUUACGCCGGUCUGUGUGUCGGCCUUAUCACCUCCGUGGUAAACCCAUUCAUCUACUGGUGGCGGAUGCCAGACUACAAGGAUGGAACUAAGGCUCUGUGCGCCUUCCUAUUCUGCAAGAAAUCGAAUGUUGUCGAUCCCAUUGUCACCGUCUCUUCUGUAUCUAUGGUCACCGGCUGCCAUGCUGAUCAACUCCAGGAGCUUUACCGAAGCAGGCAGUUCACCACAUCUCAGAUGCCUUUAGUCGUCGGGUGA